AUGGUUCACGCCAUUGUUGACACAAUCAUGCCUUCGGCAACUAUUGUGGCGGGUCGCCCUCGCAGAAGCACCUUCCAAGAUAUCCCCGUUUCUUCGACCUCCCAUCCCGAUAACCCAAUCCCUGAAGAACCGCGCGGGGUAGAAUCCCUCUCAAUCACCGACUACACUUUCAAUGGUUCAUCAUCCUCGCAAGAUUCCGACUCCAAUGCCUCCAAUUCCCCCGCUACCCCCAUCACACCGCCAGAUACCCAGAAUGAGCAAGAAAACUCUCUGAAGACUAGUAGUACUGGCCGGCACCGACGAGCUUCGACCGUCUUGAUCUCUCAAAAUGCGGAGGAUAUGAGGAGAGUAUUGGAGAAUGUUGGAACUGGUGGUACACAGCAGAUUAAGUCCAUGUGCUGUGGAGGUGGUUGUUGCCGGGGCCGGCCUUUGGAGAUGGUCGAUGGUCCAAUUUCGGGCUUUAAUUCCAUCACCGCCCCCGAUAACAAGGCCUUUGCUAGUCUGGGCUUGAACUUGAACCUCCUCACGCUGGACAGUGAGCUGUCCAGCAUUGCCCCACUCCCCGAGAAGACGGUGUCUUUCUCGCCCGCCCCCGCAUCGCUUCAGGCUUUGCCCAUGGGGCCAUUGGAUCAUCCCCCACAAUUCGUGCAGCCGCAUCCUCCUUACGAGGUCUAUCGCGCGCCUCUCCAUCAUGCACGUGAGUUGACCAAGGGUGGCGCGGAGAAGCGCACAUAUCACUUUGACAUUGACGUCACUGACUACCCCGCCGAGAGUGGGAUGGUCGAUUUUGUUGUUGGAGGUGCGAUUGGUGUAUGUCCAAAGAACAAAGAUGAGGAAGUCGAAGAUGUUUUGAAUCUUCUGUGCGUACCGAAGUCUAUGCGAGAUAAGAAGGUUUUGAUGCGUACCACCACAGGCCGCUGGCCAACUAUUUGGGGUGACGACAAGCCACGAGAGUUGGUGACAACACGCCGUGAGGUACUGAGCUGGUGUUCAGAUAUUCAGAGUUAUGCCCCGACAAAGGCCCUCUUCCGACUUUUGGCUGAGUACACUACCGAGCAGAACCAGAAGAAGGUCCUUGAGUACCUUUCAUCAGCACAAGGCCAGGGUGCUUUCUGUGACCUUCGUACUAGCUCUCAUAUCAGCCUCUCUCAGUUGCUGCACGCCUUCCCAUCCUCUCAGCCUCCCCUCGAUUACCUUCUUUCUGUUCUCAACACUUUGAUGCCUCGAUUCUACUCCUUGUCCCAAGAUCCCAUGAUCUCUUGCCAGUUCAAGGGCACUGAAUGCCGCCGCUUGUGCGAAGUUGCCGUGACCGUCGCUGAGUCUGAUGACUGGCGGGGUGGCAACCGAACUGGUGUUGGAUCCGGCUACAUGGAGCAGCUUGCCCAACGUUUCAUCAAAGCCGAAGAGGCUGGCGAAAAGCUCGACGUUUACAUUCCCAUGUUCCGUGGUCUUAUGGCCAACCCACUCGCUACGCGCUUCGCCUCUGAUGGACCCAUGCUUCUAAUCGGUGCGGGUGUGGGCAUUGCUCCAUUCCGUGGAUUCGUUCAGCGUCGCCUGCAAUCUGCCAACUGUGCCAACAAGGUCUGGGUUCUUCAAGGUGUGCGUGACUCGCUACUUGAUGAGCUGUACAGUGGUGAGUGGGGUGUUCAUGAGGAUAAGGUUCGAACUGUCGUACAAAGCCGUCGCGGAGAGAGCCGCUAUGUCCAGGAAGAGGUCCGUCAUCAGGCCGAUCUGGUCUGGUAUGUGAUCAACGCCCUCGAUGGGCGUGUCUUCGUUUGCGGUAGCGGCAAGGGUAUGGGUGAGGGUGUUGAGGCUGCUCUUGUCGAAGUUGCAAUGGCCAAGGGCAACCUGAACUCCCAAGAAGCCGAGCUUUUCUGGCAGCGAAAGAAGGAAGCUGGCCAGUACAUUGCUGAAACUUGGUAA
Messenger RNA from Penicillium angulare, 1923 nucleotides. RefSeq names its product FAD binding domain protein. The coding region runs from base 1 to 1923 and encodes 640 amino acids. Gene Ontology annotation, biological process: homocysteine metabolic process. Gene Ontology annotation, molecular function: flavin adenine dinucleotide binding; FMN binding; [methionine synthase] reductase (NADPH) activity. The transcript is spliced from 3 exons. NCBI's taxonomy places the organism in Eukaryota, Fungi, Ascomycota, Eurotiomycetes, Eurotiales, Aspergillaceae. Gene Ontology annotation, cellular component: cytosol. The record is from RefSeq and is a predicted model, not a curated record.